GCGGAGCCGCCGGACACCGCCACAUAAAAGCCGCGGUCGUGCCGUGCUGCGCUUCCUCGGCUCGGCUCGGCUCGGUCCGGGGCGGAGCCACUCCGACGGCCACAUGACAGCCGAGAGCCGGCUGCCGCCGGGCCCGCCGCCGCCCCCGCCGCUGAAGGCGGACGCUGUGCAGCCGGGAGAGGAGGCGGCGGCGGCGGUGGCGGCGGGGGCGCGGGGCGGGCGGCGCCGCCGCAAGCGUCCGGCGGAGCGGGGCAAGCCGCCCUACAGCUACAUCGCCCUCAUCGCCAUGGCCAUCGGGCAGGCGCCCGAGCGGCGACUGACGCUCGGCGGCAUCUACCGCUUCAUCACCGAGCGCUUCCCCUUCUACCGCGACAGCCCGCGCAAGUGGCAGAACAGCAUCCGCCACAACCUCACCCUCAAUGACUGCUUUGUCAAGGUGCCCCGGGAGCCCGGCCGCCCCGGCAAGGGCAACUACUGGACGCUGGACCCUCACGCCCGCGACAUGUUCGAGAGCGGGUCCUUCCUCCGCCGCAGAAAGCGUUUCAAGCGCAGCGACCUCUCCACCUACCCGGCCUUCCUCGCCGAGCGCCCCGCCGCUCCGUGCCGCCUCCUCCCGCUGCCCGCCCCGCCGCCCCCCGCCGACCUGCCCCCGGCACCCGCCGCCGCCUCCUGCGCCUUCGCCGCCGCCUUCCCCGCGCAGGGCUGCGCUUCCGCCGCCUUGCCCCACGCCUACGCCCCGCUGCCCGCCGCUCCCGGGCCCUACGCGCCCGCGGGCCCCGGGCCGCUGUACGCGCCGUCGGGGCGCAUCGUGCUGCCCGCCUCUCCGCCCGGCCCGGCCCCGCUCUACGGCCGCCGCUCCCCCGCACCAUACCCGGCGCUGCCCCCCGCCUACGGCGCCGCAGGGCAGCUGGGUGCCGCCGAGCCCGCACCGCGGCACGGCACCUACCCUGGAGGCCCCGACAGGUUCGUCCCGGCGCUCUGACCUGUCCCAGAGAGGCCCGACAGAGCGGACCGGAGCCCGGGAGACGGCGGAGUGCGGGGGUGGCCCGGCACGGCUGCUCCCGGCGCUGCCCGGGAAGAUGCUGAAGAACCUUGGGCUGCACCUACGCAUUCUGCCAUGUGCCCAGGCUUCCUGGCGAGGAAUGUCGCAGUCAGCCCUGGGGACCUGGGGUGUCCUGUCCAGCCCUGUCCGCUCUGGGCAGAAAAGUCCUAGGGACUGACAAGUGCUUGGAUUGGGCAAGCAAUAUCUUCUUCUUCUACAGCCUUUCCUGGAGCAGGUGCUCAAAGCUUCCUGCCAGGCUCCCACCCUCCCGGCACACCCAACCGGGCCCCUUCUGGUCUACCCAGGAAAAUUUCACGUUUAAAAGUCUCUCUGCUGUUGAUGAUUUUUUUAAAAGAGAAUUAAAUGUCUGUUGGUGAGGUGAAGGAGGGAGGCAGGAGGAAUCAUUUCCUGGCCUCGUGCAGGCAAAGCUGUAAAAGCAGAAUGCGUGGCACUGAUGGCUAUUGCUUUAGCCCCAGGCUUUGCACCAGCGGUGUGGCCAAGGCUGGAGAAGGUUUGGAUGCCAGGGCUGCAGAAAAACAUAUCAAGUCACAUCCUUCGAGGUGUUGUGCUCUGUGCUGCAGGGGUGGGAACAGUGGUGGGAUUGGAACUACAAAAAUUUUACCAUGAGCAUGCCCAGCCCCUGGAAGAGGGACACAGGGAGGCUGUGGGACCUCUGCCCUUGGAGGCCUUUCCAGCUUGAUGGGAUGGAGCCCGAUCUGCCUCUGAAGUUGAAGCCAGCAUUGAAUCUGGACUUGUUUUGAGUGGAGACCUGGUCCUGUCCUGCGGUCUGCAGAGGUACUUACAGCCUAAAUUACUUUGAUCUCAAGAUCAGCCCAGCUCUGUCUGUAGCCUAGAGAAAUUGGCAUAUAUAGGAGAAAACUUUUGUUUCUGGAAUACAAGAGGUGGGAUACAGUGCCUUUUCAUCUUCAGUUGCUCCACUUUCAAGCUUUCCGGGGAUGGAAAAGAGUCUGGAGAAAGAUAUGGAGAGGGUACAACUAAUAGGAAUGUCUGUGAGACAAAAGCUUGGAACUAGUUCUGUGGGGAAACUCAAGCAUACCCCUCCCAACAGAUCCCACCACCCUGGAAAGGGGUCUGGAGCAGUAGUGUGUACCCAGGGCUCUGCUUGGGGCUGUGGGUAUAGAGGGAGCUGACACAGCCCUGCUCCCUGGUCUUUUUUUAGAGCUUCUUUUUCCCAUGGAGUGGGGAACUUGUGAAUCCAGGGUCAGGAGGAGGCUGGUGAGAAUAUCCUGCAGUGUAGUGGGGCCUUGUAUGGGGAGAGGAAACGAGAAAGUGCAGCCAGAACCUCAGCAGGAGCUUUGGAAGAACAGACAGGGUGUACAUACACCAGAGUCUCCCUUACCAGAGAAGGGUAUAGAACUACAUAGUAUAACUCAGGUUGGAAAAGAUCUUGGGAAAUUUCUGUUCCAAUCUGGUGCCCAUAUCAGGGUCAGCUGUGGCUCAGACAGUAGGCUCAGUCCUUUGUUGUUGAGUCUCCAUCACCUCCAAGGAUGGAGACAGCACAGUCUCUUUGGGCAACCUGGCUCUCCUUGUGGGGGAGAAGUUUCUCCUUGUACCCUCCAUUUAGCACUUCUCUAGUCUCAUUUCAUAUUUACUGUCUCUUAUCCUACUGCGGUGCUUUGCUGCAAAGAGGUUUUGAUCCCAUGAAGACACCUGUAUCUUCUGCUCUGCCUGUUUCAUGUGAGGUCCUCAGCAGGAUGAAAUCUGUGUAGAGGCAGCUUUCUUGCUUUCCGUGGGUGCUGUGGUCCACAUAUCCAGGUGGGACAUGAGAGGGGAAAUGGAGGGGAGCAGGAAGGUGAUUGGGUGUCCUCCCAGCACAGCUGGAUGUGGAGAAGAGUAAAGCCCUCUGCAGUAGGUGGGCGGGAGAAGCUGUAUGUCUGCCUUCCACGGGGCUGUGAGGUAGGGGAUGAGUUUUGGAUUCAAUGGUUCAGAGUGCCAGGGCUGGCACAUGGUGAAGCAACGUCUGGGCUGGGAGGCUGAGAGUGACCUGAGAGCACUGCCCGGUGUCCGUGUAGACCUGUCUGUGGCACUGCAGGAAGCUGUUGUCUGUACAGAGAGCUGGGGAGGCUGCUCCAUGUACGGAGACAGUGGGGGCAAGCACAGACAGCAAGUGUAAGCACCGCUCAACUCUUUGGUGUGCUGAGCUCAGUCAGAUUUUUCCCUUCCUGUCCUUUCUGAAGUGGUACGUUGUAUCUUCCUUGUUCUUCCUGGUCCUGGCACAUCCAGAAGCUGCUACCAUCCUGGAGAGAGCUGUCCCAGCCAGGGGCAGGUCUCCCCAGCAGCUGUGCUAACACCUCUCCCAGCUCUCCCUUCACCAUCUGGAAGAGGAUCUGUACACCUAGCUGUGCCAGCUCCUAGUAUUUUUGAUAGCUGCUGGCUCUGCUUUAAUUGCCUGCAAAGACUGGACUUUGUUGCUUUGACAGCAAGCCAUGCCAACCUCUUGCUCAUUUUAGGGUAGCUGGAAGAAGAGCUGUCCUGCCUUUUAAUGCCUUUUUUUCCUUCCUGUAGAAGCAGUUAUCAGUGUGAACCAGAUAAUUUUCACAGAACUGUAGCAGUGCUGGGUUGGAAGGGACUCAUCAGGAUCAUCAAGCCCAGCCCCUGUACCUGUGCAGGACACCCCAAGAACCACACCAUGUGCCUGAGAAUAUUGUCCAGAUGCUCCUUGAUCUCUGUCAGGCUUGGUGCUUGCUCUCUGGAGAGCCUGUUCCAGUGCUCAGCCACCAUCUGGGGUGAUAUCCAACCUAAACCUCCCUCCGUGCCUCCAUGACUCUUGUCAUUGGUCACAAGAAUGAAGAGCUUAGAUGUCUUCUGGCCCUUGUUCCUCUCAUUUUGUUCUCUGCUUCAAACCUCAUGCCAGUUUAGAGUUCAGUCUAAAAAAAGGCCUGUGAUGAUGAUACAGGUUUUGAGGAAGAUGUUUCUGAACUCAGAUAGCAUCUGUAGGCAGUUCAGGGAGCAAAACUCAUUGUCUGAAGGACAAGCCUGACAGAUCUUGGUGACUUAGAAAGCACAGACUGGGUAGGUUCAGUGGUGUGUUGUUUCCAGAGAAGGUCUAGGUGCUUGUUCUUGUUUCUCUCCAGAUCUUUUAUACCUACAAACUAGGGAAACCGGUCAUGUCUAGACGGUAAUUUUUUUUUUGCAGCAGGUACAGCGAUGAACUUGCUGCAUUAAGAACCUGAGACAUGGUCAAAAACUGCUUAAACUUUGGUCACAAGCAGCUAGAAACCCUGGUCAGAACUGUGAAGAGCUACUGGGACCAUUCAGGGGAUUCUAUAUCUGUGUGGGGUCUGUGCUUUGAGCUUUUUUAGGCAAAACCAGCCUUUGCUAGUGCUGGCAGUGCUCCAACCUCCCGCCUGGAGACUCCAGCAAUCCCUUCCCACCAGCACUGCUGUGGUUUUGUGGCUAUUCCAACCUCCCUGAGCUGUCAUGUAGGCUCAGGUGCCAAGGGUGUGGGUCUGUCCAGGCUGUGCCUUGUGGCACUGAGAUGUGCUGCCCCUGUGCCCAUGUGUGACGUGGGACUGCCUGGCCACUGACAGAGGAAGAUACACUUGUCAUGUCCUUGGGGAGCCAUGGGGUUGGGUCUCUCUGUGAGGAUAUGGGGAUAUGCCAAGGGGAUAUGUUAGACAACUGGAUCUCAGUGUAUGCUUGUGCCAUGGGGAUAUGUUAAACAUGUGGAUCUCAAUGUGUUUUUGUCUGGCACGUUGCUUGCAAUUCUCAGGCACCACCAAGAAUAAGAAAAAAAUUACUUCUGUAAAAAUUUUGAUUUAUUGCAAAUAUCUAAGAGCCUUCCUUUUAGCAAUGUUAGUCCAAGUUUCAAACUAAUCUUUUGAUUUCUGUCAGAAGAGUCCAAUAAGUCUGGAUUGUAAACCUGUAGGAAACUUUUAAAUGUGAGCACUGAUAGAAGAGAGAGGGGCCUUGAAAAUGUUCAUUCCUCAAAGGACAGAGCCUCUCAGUUCCUCUUCUGCCCAAGUUCUGGUGUAGUCAGGCUCUGA
Messenger RNA from Camarhynchus parvulus, 5049 nucleotides. RefSeq names its product forkhead box E1 (gene FOXE1). Gene Ontology annotation, biological process: regulation of transcription by RNA polymerase II; anatomical structure morphogenesis; cell differentiation. Gene Ontology annotation, molecular function: RNA polymerase II cis-regulatory region sequence-specific DNA binding; DNA-binding transcription factor activity, RNA polymerase II-specific. NCBI's taxonomy places the organism in Eukaryota, Metazoa, Chordata, Aves, Passeriformes, Thraupidae. The record is from RefSeq and is a predicted model, not a curated record.